CGACUCGGUCCCUUUUUUUCUCUUUCGCACUUGUUUUGCUUGCUUCGUCCAACUCUAGACUCACAUUCGUUAACCCUCCUUUGACUCUUUCGGUUCUAUUAUCGCUGUAACGCGCUUCUCUUUCCGCUUUAUUCUUAAUCACGUCUUUCCCCCUGGCCUCCGCGCGGUUCAACCAAAGCAGCCUCUCACGGCCGCGACCUUUUGAUUUUCAACGCUUCCUGUCUGAUCAAGCUCGCGCUCUCAAAAUGAGCAGCUCCGAAGAGAAAGUAAGAACCUCCGGCGAGGUCUCUCGCCCGGAACCUACUCUGCCUACCGUCAACCCUGCCGUCGACAAGCCAGAACCCCCGAAGCCGACCUUCCACCCUGCCGUCUAUGUUACUUCCUGGAUUGCCCUGAGUUCAAGUGUUAUCCUGUUCAACAAGCACAUCCUUGACUAUGCUCAGUUCCGAUUCCCUAUCAUCCUUACAACAUGGCAUCUGGCGUUCGCGACUUUCAUGACGCAGGUUCUCGCUCGCACUACAACCCUCCUUGACGGCCGCAAGACCGUCAAGAUGACUGGUCGUGUCUACCUCCGCGCCAUUGUCCCUAUCGGUCUCUUCUUCAGUCUGAGUUUGAUCUGCGGUAACGUUACAUACUUGUACCUAAGUGUUGCAUUUAUCCAAAUGCUCAAGGCCACCACUCCUGUUGCUGUUCUGCUUGCCACUUGGGGUAUGGGCAUGGCACCCGUCAACCUCAAGGUUCUUACAAACGUCAGCGUCAUUGUCUUCGGUGUCAUCAUCGCCUCUUUCGGUGAGAUCAAGUUUGUCUUCAUCGGUUUCCUCUUCCAGAUUGCCGGUAUCAUCUUCGAGGCCACCCGAUUGGUCAUGGUGCAGCGCCUGCUCAGCUCCGCGGAGUACAAGAUGGACCCUCUUGUCUCCCUUUACUAUUUCGCUCCGGUCUGCGCUGUCAUGAACGGUGUCACUGCUCUGUUCCUUGAGGUUCCUACCCUGACUAUGGACCACAUCUACAACGUCGGCGUCUGGACUCUCCUGGCCAACGCCAUGGUCGCCUUCAUGCUGAACGUCUCCGUUGUCUUCCUGAUCGGAAAGACUUCUUCUUUGGUCAUGACCCUUUGCGGUGUCCUUAAGGAUAUCCUUCUUGUUGUCGCCUCCAUGGUCAUCUGGAACACUCCUGUCACCGCCCUCCAGUUCUUCGGUUACUCGAUUGCCCUCAUUGGUCUCGUCUACUACAAGCUCGGUGGCGACAAGAUCAAGGAAUACACCAGCCAGGCUAACCGUGCCUGGGCUGAAUACGGUGCCACUCACCCCGCUCAGCGCCGCUUUGUGAUCAUUGGUGCUGCUCUCCUUAGCUUCUUCUUGCUCGUUGGCUCCAUGGCACCCAGCUACGCUCCCGAUUCCGUUGCCAACGUCAAGGGCAUGCUUGGCGGUGCCAGUACUGGCAAUGCUUAA
Messenger RNA from Aspergillus nidulans FGSC A4, 1448 nucleotides. RefSeq names its product UDP-galactofuranose transporter ugtA (gene glfB). The record is from RefSeq and is a predicted model, not a curated record. The transcript has 5 exons. Lineage: Eukaryota; Fungi; Ascomycota; Eurotiomycetes; Eurotiales; Aspergillaceae. Gene Ontology annotation, cellular component: endoplasmic reticulum membrane. Bases 246 to 1448 code for a protein of 400 amino acids.